UGUCAAACCCAAAACGUCACAAUCGAUGAUUUUCAAUUUGAGCUUUGUGCAGGUUUUGUGUCAGUUUUGAGUGAAUUACAGUCGUUUUUUGUGUCGAUAAGUUAUCACAACAAUGACCGUCAUAAAUAAGUUCCUGGCCCCAGUACUAACAUAGUCACGGCCAAAGUGCCCCUGAGUGACAUCACCCUCGAUGUUAAGCCCGGGCGCUCGACUAGUCGACCAAAACUCACCAAUGGACAAAUGGACGUGGACGGGGGGGCGAAGGGCGAGGGCUUCCGGUCGUACUACAUCACGAAAAUCGAGGAAUUGCAACUGAUUGUGGCGGAGAAAAGCCAGAAUUUGAGGCGUCUCCAAGCCCAAAGAAACGAGCUCAAUGCGAAAGUGAGGAUGCUACGCGAGGAGUUGAUGCUUCUCCAGGAGCAAGGGAGUUACGUGGGGGAGGUGGUGAAACCCAUGGAUAAGAAAAAGGUCCUAGUUAAGGUCCACCCUGAGGGUAAAUUUGUCGUCGAUAUUGACAAAAACAUCGACAUUAAUGAUGUCACCCCCAAUUGUCGGGUUGCCCUACGGAACGAGAGCUACACCCUUCAUAAAAUUCUACCCAAUAAGGUUGACCCCCUUGUGUCACUAAUGAUGGUAGAAAAAGUCCCCGAUUCGACUUACGAAAUGGUCGGUGGUCUCGACAAACAAAUCAAGGAAAUCAAAGAAGUGAUCGAACUUCCGGUCAAACACCCGGAAUUAUUCGACGCUUUGGGUAUCGCCCAGCCCAAGGGGGUGCUCCUGUACGGCCCCCCAGGCACCGGAAAGACCCUCCUCGCCCGCGCGGUGGCCCACCACACCGAAUGCACCUUCAUCCGAGUCUCCGGCUCCGAAUUAGUCCAGAAAUUCAUCGGCGAAGGCUCCCGAAUGGUGAGGGAAUUGUUCGUAAUGGCCCGAGAACACGCCCCCUCGAUCAUUUUCAUGGACGAAAUCGACUCAAUCGGGUCGUCUCGUAUCGAGUCGGGCUCGGGGGGCGACUCCGAAGUCCAACGAACAAUGUUGGAAUUAUUGAACCAAUUGGAUGGGUUUGAAGCCACGAAAAAUAUUAAAGUUAUUAUGGCGACCAAUAGAAUUGAUAUUUUGGAUCCGGCGCUUUUACGGCCCGGAAGAAUUGACCGGAAAAUUGAAUUUCCGCCACCGAACGAAGAAGCCCGACUUGAUAUUUUGAAAAUUCAUUCGAGGAAAAUGAAUCUGACAAGGGGGAUUAAUUUGAGGAAGAUUGCUGAGUUAAUGCCGGGGGCGAGUGGGGCUGAAGUUAAGGGUGUCUGCACUGAAGCUGGAAUGUAUGCAUUGCGCGAGCGACGUGUCCACGUGACUCAGGAGGAUUUCGAAAUGGCCGUUGCCAAGGUGAUGCAAAAAGAUUCAGAGAAAAAUAUGUCGAUUAAAAAAUUAUGGAAGUAAUUUAAUUUUAAUUAAAAGUUUCAAUUAAU
Molecule: messenger RNA, 1466 nt
Organism: Tribolium madens (black flour beetle)
Lineage: Eukaryota; Metazoa; Arthropoda; Insecta; Coleoptera; Tenebrionidae
Gene: Rpt6
Product: 26S proteasome regulatory subunit 8
Exons: 6
Coding region: 241-1437 (398 amino acids)
Biological process (GO): proteasome-mediated ubiquitin-dependent protein catabolic process
Cellular component (GO): proteasome regulatory particle, base subcomplex
Molecular function (GO): ATP hydrolysis activity; proteasome-activating activity; ATP binding
Source: RefSeq, a predicted model, not a curated record